Messenger RNA from Rotaria socialis, 750 nucleotides. NCBI's taxonomy places the organism in Eukaryota, Metazoa, Rotifera, Eurotatoria, Philodinida, Philodinidae. The record is from the annotation of a GenBank genome assembly.
AUGAAUUCCCAAGCUGAAAUACGGUCGAUAUUUGUCUUGUUGGGUGUUGAUUUGGACGAAUUAAAUCAAAUCGAAAAAAAAGUUCUCAGACUCGAGCAAGCAGUCAAUGAAGAUGAUAUUGAUGAACGUGCAGGUUCCUUGGCAGAAGCAAUCGAAAAGUUGUUUGCUUCACAAUUCAACAAAAUGGCUGCGAUUAGUGUACAACAACGGUCUAAAUUCUACAAGUAUUUUAUGCAACGUCUCGAGUCUCAGCAAUGUCACACGUCCAUACAACAGAACAGCAAGCUCAAUACUCAGUUGCACUGUCUAGAUUUGUUUUGCGGAAUAGACUUCACAAGGAAGCCUUUAUCAUUUGCUCCAGACGCUCUGAAACAAUGGCGUAUUUGGGAACCAGAUGCAGAUAAAUUACUUGAUUUAAUAAAGGCAAUAAGAAACAAAGCCGACGCUCAAAGUGUUUUUGUAGAAGAAGAUGAGGAGCUUAGUAAGCGUCGAGCUAACAUCGUUCUUACGUGUAUGGGUCGGCUAAAAUCCGGCAAAAGCAGUUUUAUCAAUUAUCUCCUUGAGAGAAACGUGUGCCCUGUUGGUAAUGAAGCGACAACUGCUCGUCUUACAAUGAUUAGGUAUGGCGAACAAACAUCCGUCGAAUUGUGUGCAGCCGAUGGUACUAGAAAAGACUACAUUAUCAUUAGAGAUGACACACAUUUAGCUGAGACCACCAGAAAUCUGAUACAUUUAAAGGGAAAUGAUUGA